Ricinus communis (castor bean) is the source of this 1531-nucleotide messenger RNA. Its product is annotated as probable F-box protein At4g22030. The coding region runs from base 100 to 1374 and encodes 424 amino acids. The record is from RefSeq and is a predicted model, not a curated record. Lineage: Eukaryota; Viridiplantae; Streptophyta; Magnoliopsida; Malpighiales; Euphorbiaceae. The transcript has a single exon.
GUACAUCUCCACCUCCAUUGUCAACUUCCCCUCUUUCCUGCCUACGGAUCAAAAGAAAUAAAGCAAACAAAAAAACCUCAAGAAAUAUCCACCAUAUACAUGGCUUCCUUACAAACUUCAGGUCUUCUAUUCUCUUCUUCUUCCACAAGGGUUUCUUCAAAAAGAAUAAAUGCUGCCAUUUCUGUUCCUAAACUUCCAAAAAUUCGUUUCCCAGUUCCAAAAGCACCGUCUAGAAGCUUUGUUGAGGAACUGAUUUUAAGUGAUGCAUUUACAAACACCGUUCCUGUAGAAAAGUUCGUCACCACUACAACAACAAUAGAUGAACCUUUCAUCGAUUCUGCUACUAAUUCUAAGACAACAGCCGAGCUUUAUGCCAUCUUAGAGGCUGUUGCUGAUAGAGUUGAGAUGCACAAAAACAUCGGAGAGCAACGUGAUAAUUGGAAUAAACUUCUUUUGAACUCCAUUAAUAUGAUUACUCUCACUGCUACGACCAUGGGUGGGGUUGCGGCAGCUGGUGGUGCAGGUGUUCCUCUUUUGGCUUUGAAGCUAUCAUCAGCUCUUUUGUUCACUGCUGCUACUGGGAUGUUACUUGUAAUGAACAAAAUCCAGCCUUCACAGCUCGCAGAAGAGCAACGUAAUGCCACAAGAUUGUUUAAACAGCUAUACAGCAAGAUACAAACUACACUUGCUCUUCAUGACCCCACUGAGAUAGAUGUGAAAGAUGCAAUGCACAAGGUUUUGGCUCUUGACAAGGCUUACCCACUUCCUUUGCUAGGGAAAAUGAUUGAGAAGUUUCCUGAAAGAUUUGAACCUGCAGUUUGGUGGACAAAAACUAAGGAUUUCCAAAGAAAAAGCACAAAAAAAGGAAAGAAUAACGGAUGGAGCCAAGACCUUGAAAUAGAGAUGCGAGAGGUUAUUGAAGUGAUAAAAAGAAAAGAUAGUGAAGAUUAUAUGAAAAUAGGAAACUUGGCAUUAAAGAUAAACAAGAUUUUAGCCAUCUCAGGUCCACUGCUCACUGGCAUUGCAGCUGCUGGAUCUGCAUUUGCAGGCAAUGGAUCUUGGGCUGCAAUAGUGGCAGUGACUGCAGGGGCAUUAGGUAGCACGAUUAAUACAUUCCAGCACGCUGGUCAAGUUGGUAUGGUGGUUGAAAUGUACAGACAGUGUGCUGGAUUCUUCUCACUUUUGGAGGAAUCAAUUGAGUCUACCCUGGAAGAAACUGAUUUGGAGAGAAGAGAAGAUGGAGAAAUGCUUGAACUGAAGGUGGCUUUACAGCUAGGAAGAAGCUUGUCAGAGCUUAGAGAUCUUGCCAACAAAUCUUCUUCUUCUCGUACGGAAGGAAUCGACAUAGAUGAAUUCGCUAGCAAACUCUUUUGAUUAUAAGUCCAUAACUAAUCCUUAUUUGUUCAUUCUUUUUCAUGACAUUUGUAAAUCAUAUGAUAUAUAAUAUAUAGGAAAUGUUUAUACUCAAAAUUUUCUGUUUCUUCUCAACCUGUAUUACCAAAAAGAAAAGACAUAGAGGUUUUCUUUUUCU